This is a messenger RNA of Diversispora eburnea, 429 nucleotides long. Lineage: Eukaryota; Fungi; Glomeromycota; Glomeromycetes; Diversisporales; Diversisporaceae. The record is from the annotation of a GenBank genome assembly.
AUGAUUGAAGAUGAUGAGCUUGACAAAUUAGUAAAUGUUGGUAAUAAUGCUGAAGAAAAAUUAAUUGACCUAAGUGAAACCAAUAUUACUCCCAAAAGACUGGACUUACAUGAACAAAUUCUUCGAUAUCAAACAACUUGUGGAUUAAUAAGUUUUGAUCACCAGGUUAUCAUAGAACAAUUAUUGAAUGAUAUUCAAUUUCGACCUUUUGAAUUUUUUGUGGAGCAACUUAGAAUAGUAGCCAUUGCGAUUGGUUUAUUGAAAAAUCAAGAAUGGAAUUAUGUUGGGACGGGUUAUCAAUCACCUUUUAUUUACGAAAGUGGAAUUAUUGAAUUGCGAAGUUCUUUGUUGCAAUUAUAUGGACACAAAUAUCAAAUGAAUUCACGAGAAUUGUGUGGAUGGAAAUCAAUGCUCCGACAUAUGGGUUGA